UCUUUAGCUUUCUUCUUGUUUUUGAUUUCUUUCACAGCUACUCGAUAGAAAGAAAAUAAAAAUAUCACAUUUCACUUACUUGAUUUGUUACACAAUGGCCAUCCGCCAAAUGCUGAGACGGUCUUUAUCCAGCGAAAGAAGGUCAGCUGAAGUAGUUCCGAAGGGGCAUCUUGCUAUUUACGUUGGAGAUAAUGAAAAGAAGCGGUUUGUGAUUCCUGUGGCGUACUUGAACCACCCCUCGUUUCAAGAGUUGUUGUUUCAAGCUGAGGAAGAAUUCGGGUUCAACCACCCGAUGGGCGGCCUCACCAUCCCUUGCAGUCAAGAAUCAUUUGUAGAUUUCAUCUCUGCCUUCAGCUCAAGAUGAUAUUUAUAGCAAUGGUUGUAGGAGGAAUAGAAUUUUGUAGAUUAGAAAAUGUAUGUAUACAUUGAAAAUACAUAAAAUAGUAGAUGAAUAUACAUGAAAAUUCAUGGAGCAAACUUUUGUUACCUUAAUCUGUUGAUUGAUUUCUUAAAAAGUGAGCGUUUCUUAUUUGAAAGUUUUUAGAAAGCAAACACACUAACUCGUUUCAGUCACUCUAUGGGAGGUUCACCAUCCCUUGCAGUGAGGACUUGUUUGUAGGUUUCGUCUCUGGCUUUGGAAGAAGAUGAUGUGCUUAAAAGGAUAAUUUUUUUUUGGAUAUUACCAUAUAAUGUAUUCAAUGAAAAAAAAGCAUGAUAUUAUUAAAUUAUUAGUUAAUAC
Molecule: messenger RNA, 739 nt
Organism: Salvia miltiorrhiza (redroot sage)
Lineage: Eukaryota; Viridiplantae; Streptophyta; Magnoliopsida; Lamiales; Lamiaceae
Product: auxin-responsive protein SAUR20-like
Exons: 1
Coding region: 95-364 (89 amino acids)
Biological process (GO): response to auxin
Source: RefSeq, a predicted model, not a curated record